Messenger RNA from Cyprinodon tularosa, 592 nucleotides. RefSeq names its product gamma-crystallin M2-like. NCBI's taxonomy places the organism in Eukaryota, Metazoa, Chordata, Actinopteri, Cyprinodontiformes, Cyprinodontidae. The transcript is spliced from 3 exons. The record is from RefSeq and is a predicted model, not a curated record. The coding region runs from base 1 to 546 and encodes 181 amino acids. Gene Ontology annotation, biological process: lens development in camera-type eye; visual perception. Gene Ontology annotation, molecular function: structural constituent of eye lens.
AUGUGCGAGAGUAAAUCAUUUUUGCAGAUCGUAUUCUACGAGGACAGAAAUUUCCAGGGUCGCCACCAUGAGUGCAUGAGCGACUGCGCCGACUUGCACCCCUACUUCAACCGCUGCAAUUCCAUUAAAGUAGAGAGCGGCUGUUUCAUGGUGUACGACAGGCCCCACUACCUUGGCCAUCAGUACUUCCUGCGUAGAGGGGAGUACUCCGACAACCAGCGCAUGAUUGGCAUCAAUGACUGCAUCCGCUCUUGCCGCAUGAUUCCCAUGCACCGUGGGUCCUACAAAAUAAAGCUGUACGAGCGUCCAGACUUGGGCGGCCAGAUGCACGAGAUCAGCGACGACUGCCCCAACGUCCAGGACCGCCUACGGAUGUCCGACAUUAACUCGUGCAGCGUGGUAGAUGGCCACUGGCUGCUGUACGACCAGCCAAACUACAAGGGAAGGACCUACUACCUGAGACCUGGCGAGUACCGCAGAUACAGCGACUGGGGCGGUGCCAGCCCAAGGAUCGGCUCUCUCAGGCGAAUCACUGACUUCAACUAAGAAACUUGUUCCUCCAUCUGUUCCUAAUAAACAAGCUUGACCUAAA